AUGUACGUCACAAUGAUGAUGACCGACCAGAUCCCUCUGGAACUGCCACCGUUGCUGAACGGAGAGGUUGCCAUGAUGCCUCACUUGGUGAAUGGAGAUGCGGCUCAGCAGGUUAUUCUCGUUCAAGUUAAUCCAGGUGAGACUUUCACAAUAAGAGCGGAGGAUGGAACACUGCAGUGCAUUCAAGGGCCUGCUGAAGUUCCCAUGAUGUCACCCAAUGGAUCCAUUCCUCCCAUCCAUGUGCCUCCAGGUUAUAUUUCACAGGUGAUUGAAGACAAUACCGGAGUCCGCCGGGUGGUGGUCACACCCCAAUCUCCUGAGUGUUACCCCCCAAGCUACCCCUCGGCCAUGUCUCCAACCCAUCAUCUACCCCCCUACCUGACUCACCACCCACAUUUUAUCCAUAACUCACACACAGCAUACUAUCCACCUGUUACUGGACCUGGAGAUAUGCCACCUCAGUUCUUUCCUCAACAUCAUCUUCCUCCCACAAUAUACAGUGAGCAAGAAAUCAUACCACUCUAUGGAAUGUCGAGUUACAUCACCCGAGAAGACCAGUAUAGCAAACCUCCGCACAAAAAGCUGAAAGACCGCCAGAUUGACCGCCAGAAUCGCCUCAACAGCCCUCCUUCUUCAAUCUACAAGAGCAACUGCACCACCGUGUACAACGGCUACGGCAAGGGCCAUGGCGGCGGCGGCGGCGGCGGCGGCGGGGGAGGUGGCAGCGGCGGCGGGCCGGGCGUUAAGAAAGCCGAGCGGCGGGCCAGAAGCAGCCCGAAGGCGAAUGAUGCAGACUUGCAAGAGUAUGAGCUGGAAGUAAAGAGGGUGCAAGACAUUCUUUCGGGAAUAGAGAAGCCACAGGUUUCUAACAUUCAGGCAAGAACAGUUGUGUUGUCCUGGACGCCCCCUGUUGGACUUUCAUGUGGACCCCACAGUGGUCUUUCCUUUCCCUACAGUUAUGAGGUGGCUUUGUCAGACAAAGGACGAGAUGGAAAAUACAAGAUAAUUUACAGUGGAGAAGAAUUAGAAUGUAACCUGAAAGAUCUUAGGCCAGCAACCGAUUAUCAUGUGAGGGUAUACGCUAUGUAUAAUUCUGUAAAGGGGUCCUGCUCUGAGCCGGUUAGCUUCACCACCCACAGCUGCGCACCUGAGUGUCCCUUCCCACCUAAGCUGGCACACAGGAGCAAAAGUUCACUAACCUUGCAGUGGAAGGCACCAAUUGACAAUGGUUCAAAAAUCACCAACUACCUUUUAGAGUGGGAUGAGGGAAAAAGAAACAGUGGUUUCAGACAGUGCUUCUUUGGGAGCCAGAAGCACUGCAAGUUGACAAAGCUGUGCCCAGCCAUGGGGUACACGUUCCGGCUGGCUGCUCGGAAUGACAUUGGCACCAGCGGGUAUAGCCAAGAGGUGGUGUGCUACACGUUAGGAAACAUUCCUCAGAUGCCCUCGGCACCAAGACUCGUUCGAGCUGGGGUCACAUGGGUCACACUGCAGUGGAAUAAACCAGAAGGCUGCUCACCUGAGGAAGUAGUCACCUACACCUUGGAAAUCCAGGAGGAUGAAAAUGAUAACCUUUUCCACCCAAAAUACACUGGAGAGGAUUUAACCUGUACUGUGAAAAAUCUCAAAAGAAGCACACAGUAUAAAUUCAGGCUGACUGCUUCUAAUAUGGAAGGGAAAAGCUGCCCAAGUGAAGUUUUGGUUUGUACAACGAGCCCUGACAGGCCUGGACCACCUACAAGACCCCUCAUUAAAGGACCAGUUAUGUCUCAUGGCUUUAGUGUCAAAUGGGAUCCUCCAAAGGACAAUGGUGGUUCAGAAAUACUCAAGUACUUACUGGAGAUUACUGAUGGAAAUUCUGAAGCGAGUCAGUGGGAAGUGGCCUACAGUGGGUCGGCUACAGAGUACACUUUCACCCACUUGAAACCAGGCACUUUGUACAAACUCCGAGCAUGCUGCAUAAGUACUGGUGGACACAGUCAGUGUUCUGAAAGUCUCCCUGUUCGCACUCUAAGCAUUGCACCGGGUCAGUGUCGCCCACCGAGGGUUUUGGGUAGACCAAAGCACAAAGAAGUCCACUUAGAGUGGGAUGUUCCUGCCUCUGAAAGUGGCUGUGAAGUCUCGGAGUACAGCGUGGAGAUGACAGAACCGGAGGAUGUGGCUUCGGAGGUGUACCACGGGCCGGAGCUCGAGUGCACCGUGGGAAACCUGCUCCCAGGAACCGUGUAUCGCUUCAGGGUGCGAGCUCUGAAUGACGGAGGGUAUGGUCCCUAUUCUGAUGUCUCAGAAAUUACCACGGCUGCAGGGCCUCCUGGACAGUGCAAAGCACCUUGUGUCUCUUUUACGCCUGAUGGAUGUGUCCUAGUGAGCUGGGAGAGUCCUGAAAGCUCUGGUGCUGACAUCUCAGAGUACAGGUUGGAGUGGGGAGAAGAUGAAGAAUCCUUAGAACUUGUUUAUCAUGGGACAGACACCGGCUUCGAAAUGAGGGACCUGUUACCUGCCGCACAGUAUUGCUGUCGAUUACAGGCUGUUAAUCAAGCUGGAGCAGGACCAUACAGUGAGCUCGUCCUUUGCCAGACACCAGCAUCUGCCCCUGACCCUGUCUCUACUGUGUGUGUCCUGGAGGAGGAGACCCUCAACGCCUAUCCCGAUUCGCCUUCUGUGUGCCUUGUACUGAACUGGGAAGAGCCGUGCAAUAAUGGAUCUGAAAUCCUUGCUUACAACAUUGAUCUUGGAGACACUAGCAUCACCGUGGGCAAUACCACCACCCACGUUAUGAAAGACCUCCUUCCAGAAACCACCUACCGGAUCAGAAUUCAGGCCAUAAAUGAAAUUGGAGCUGGACCAUUUAGUCAGUUCAUUAAAGCAAAAACUCGGCCGUUACCACCCUUGCCUCCUAGGCUCGAAUGUGCUGCUGCUGGGCCUCAGAGCCUGAAGCUGAAAUGGGGAGACAGUAACGCCAAGACGCACGCUGCCGACGACAUGGUAUACACACUGCAGCUGGAGGACAGGAACAAGAGGUUUAUUUCAAUCUACAGAGGACCCAGCCACACCUAUAAGGUCCAGAGGCUGACGGAAUUCACAUGCUACUCCUUCAGAAUCCAGGCAGCCAGCGAGGCUGGGGAAGGGCCCUUCUCAGAAACCUACACCUUCAGCACAACUAAGAGUGUCCCCCCCACCAUCAAAGCACCUCGAGUAACACAGUUAGAAGGAAAUGCGUGUGAAAUUUUAUGGGAGACGGUACCACCCAUGAAAGGCGACCCUGUCAACUACGUUCUGCAGGUGUUGGUUGGAAGAGAAUCUGAGUACAAACAGGUGUACAAGGGGGAAGAAGCCACAUUCCAAAUCUCAGGCCUCCAGACCAACACAGACUAUCGGUUCCGCGUGUGUGCGUGUCGUCGCUGUUUAGACACCUCUCAGGAGCUAAGCGGAGCUUUCAGUCCCUCUGCAGCUUUUGUACUACAACGAAGUGAGGUCAUGCUUACAGGGGACAUGGGGAGCUUAGAUGAUCCCAAAAUGAAGAGCAUGAUGCCUACUGAUGAACAGUUUGCAGCCCUCAUUGUGGUUGGCUUUGCAACUUUAUCCAUUUUAUUUGCCUUUAUAUUACAGUACUUCUUAAUGAAGUAA
Molecule: messenger RNA, 3627 nt
Organism: Rangifer tarandus platyrhynchus (Svalbard reindeer)
Lineage: Eukaryota; Metazoa; Chordata; Mammalia; Artiodactyla; Cervidae
Source: the annotation of a GenBank genome assembly